ACAGAAUUAAUGCAGAACUACGUGCAAGGUCAGGUGGUCUCGCCCACGGGCAAAUUUGAGGCCCUGCAGAGCGGAGACGGGCACGCUCUCCUCUUCGCGAUUGAUGAGGAACAAAGUGGCACUUGCCACACCGGUGGGCACCACUGGAGCCGGGAGUCCUCAGCAGAGACCGGGAGGAUGUGGCAGGCCCAGGAGAUUACCCUAGCCAGCCCCCCCGAACAGAGCGCCACCUCUUUCAUGUCGUAUACUACCGUCAUCCGGGUCACCCAGAUGGAUCAGCAGCUCUCCGCUCCACACGCCCGGUACCCCAGCAAGACAGUGGCCGGUGGCAUCCUUGGGUCGCCAGAAUUCACCCCUCUGGUCGAUCCAUCCGUCCCCGAUCGCGACGUGGGAGAUCUUUUGGGAUCGGUCCCGGGCGCCAUCAGCUCGGGCUGGGGCGACAUCUGGCAGGCAACGAAGCAUGGGGCGGGGAGUGUGGGAAGGAUGGUCUACGAUACGGCCACGAAGAAUCUACACUUCUUUGCGAAGAUCGGCGCGCAAUUUUACCAUGUUAUCUUGGACAGUUACAAUGCGUGGACCGGUGCUGGGGUAUGGAUCUUGAAGCAGCUGAACGCGACGUGGGGAAAGCUCAAGCAAUAUUUCCAAGCCAUGCUGCACUGGGAUGAUAUUCGACGGACGAAGGAUGUGAUGCACAACCUCAUUAGGCUAUGGCUGCAUGAUCAGGUCAACUACAUUCCUCGAGCGCGACAGGCGUUGGAUAGCACCAUCUUGGAGGUUGAACAGCAGGUCAACCAGUGGGCCCGCAUUCUGGGCGACCCGCCAGCCUUCGACCAGGUCGAGAAUCUCGUCCUGGAGCUGUUGACGGCGGUCGCCAACGAGGGCCAGGUGCUGGGCGCCGUGUUUAGCCACCUGCAGGAUCUGGUGCAGCAGUUUCACUCCUUGUCGGUCGUGGAGAUCCUCCAGAAGUGGGCAGCCAUCCUCGUGGAUGGCACGCUGUCUAGCGUGCAGGUUGUCGUUGACGCCCUCCUGAACGUGCUGGCUGAACUGGCCCAGGCGGCCCUUGGCGUGCUUGAUACCAAAAUCCACAUCCCCAUCAUCUCGGACCUCCUCAAUAUGAUUGGGGUGCCCGACAUCUCCUUCCUCGACCUGUUCACCUGGAUCGGGGCUGUCGCCGUCACGGUGGUCUAUAAGAUCUCGGAAGGCCACUAUCCCUUCCCGAAAGGGGACAGCGAGGUGCAGAUCCUCUCCUACAUCUCGAAGGGGUGCGGCAUCGCUCUCAAGGUUGUCUUCUGCGGUCCCGCUCAGACGAUCUUCAAGAAAAUCGGGGAGAAAGCCCCGGUCCUCCGCACCGGCAACCUCGUCGUCCAGGACUACCGCGGAACGGGGGCCUUUCUCGACGCCGUGCUAUGUCUGCACGAUGCCGUCGUGACGGCGUGGCAUUUCUACGAGCUGAGUCAGAAAACCAAUGAUACCACGCGCUCCACCGCGUUUGCGGGUGAAGCCGCCAACAUCGCAUCGUUCGCCUCGCGGAUCAGCUAUGCGUUUGCAGUCAACGACGAUGAGCAAGAUACGCGUCUGGCUUUUAUUCUCAUCAUGGGAGCCGCGAAUGAUGCCUUUGGGACGUGGAAGAUGGCUCAGGUUGCAACGGGCGCCUCGCUCUUUUGA
Messenger RNA from Aspergillus ibericus CBS 121593, 1665 nucleotides. RefSeq lists its product as uncharacterized. Bases 10 to 1665 code for a protein of 551 amino acids. NCBI's taxonomy places the organism in Eukaryota, Fungi, Ascomycota, Eurotiomycetes, Eurotiales, Aspergillaceae. The transcript is spliced from 3 exons. The record is from RefSeq and is a predicted model, not a curated record.